UACAUGAAGGCUUUGUUUCUCCUCAACGAAAAUAAGUGAUCUGGGUAUCUGUUGUGCCAUUUAAAAAUUGAGAACUGGGCAAUUCAAUGCGCAUAAAAAGUGUUAGGACAAAAAAUCUCAAAAAUCGCUUUUGGGUGAUUGAGGAUGAGUUAAUCCAGAGACCCGCUGCUUUAUUCAAAUUAGUGGCUUUCAGGACUAAAUAUCGCGACGUGAGCUGGCGGCUUCAAGUACUGUACAGUAUUGCGUUAAUGAUGGUAAUAACAGCAACAAUGAAUUGGAAGUAAUGCGGCUGAGAACAGAGGAGACUCUUAGUUUCUAUUUGGAGUAAUCCCUCCCCCCACUCCCAUCGCAAACACAUCUAUUUUAAAGUAAAGGUUCUAUACGUGCCCGCUUCCAACGUUUGCCCCUUGCCUCUUUCCCUUUCUUUAAACAGACCCCUCCUUUUUCAAUUUGUUCUUUUCCAUUAUAUCUUCUGGAUCACUCGCCUGAGUUUUUAAUAGUACAUUUGUGACCUACUUGGCACACCCCAAGCUACUUCACUAGCACCACCACAAAGUGUGUAACCUUUAAUUUUGCAGAGGAGGGUUGAUUCAUUGCCAUAGCUUGCUUUGAGUUUAUUCCUUCCAAAGCAAUCCUAUAUAUGCUACUCAGAAGAAAAUGCCAAGGAGUUUUUUAGGAUUUGUCCCCAGGUAAGAUUUUGUAGGAUUGCUAAGUAACUGCACAGUUAUUCUGUGCAUAUUUAUUCACCAUCAUGAUCUAUUGCAUUCAGUAUGGUUUAGUUCAAGAAAAGUGUACUUAAAUCUUAAAGAAAAAAAAAUCUGAAAUAAAAAUUGACCUGGUAAACCAAACUACAGAUAAUAAACAGAGGAAGAAAUACAAAUUUCAAAUGUUAAAUCUUGCUCUUUGUUUUUGAACUAUCCUCCAAUCUUGUCAGUUAGGCAAAGAGACUAAACUAGACUAAACUAUAUAAAAGUGCAGAUUUUAUCCUGGUAAAAGUUAGUUUACCGUCUGUGGUGGUCUAAAAGUAAUUCUGCAGAUGAAAAAAGAUGUUUGGUAUCCAAUCUUGCAAUGGUAGUCCAAAUAAAAAAAUAGCCUAAUAUUGCAAAAAAAUCCUUCUUGGUUCCUUAAGAAAGCCUGACCAGAAAAAGCUAAUAUCCAAGUGAAGGUCCAAGAAGUUCAUCUGUAAUUUCUAGAACCGUUUGGUGCAAAUCAAAGGUAAAGUUGGAUUUAGCAAAAGAUUCAGAUGAAAAAAAUUCUCUCUGCAAAAGUAUCAUAAAAAAUUCCAUGGGCCAAAUAUGAUGUUUUCCGGUAGCCAGGGUCUAUGAGGAAAGUAACCAGCCCAUUCCAGCACUUCUUCCUUUUCUCAAUGCCAGUUCUUGUGAAUUCAGCAACCUAAAAGGCAGAACUGGGGAAGAAGUAACAAUUGGUCUCUCAUUUUGACAUACUUACAGGACUAAAAAUGUGCAGAGACCUCAACUUCUUCCUCCCACUCUCAGUAGUAAUGGCAACUCUCUCUUUCCUGACAACAGCAAAAACUAGUGCGAACCUUUUGUCUUUGCAAGCAAAGCUCCCUUUGGACAGGACAGGGGUAAUAAAUCUUAAGUCACUUUGACAUCAUCUAUCUAUAGCUAAAGCUAUAGCUAUAUCAUCUAUCUCUCUAUAUCUAUCUAUCUAUCUAUCUAUCUAUCUAUCUAUCUAUCUAUCUAUCUAAUCUUAUCCAUCCAUCCAUCCAUCCAUCCAUCCAUCCAUCCAUCCAUUGGUUUAUUUUAUUUUUCCCAUUUCAAAUUGUUUCAUACAUCCCCAUUCCAACCUAAUUUAGAAGUAAUCUCAACAAGCAAAUGGUUUUGUACCUUUGAACAUGCACAGAAUAAAAUGAUGGGCUUUCAGUAACACGCCUUUUUUAUUUCUUAAUACAGAGGCACCUCUUCCAUGCUCAAUCAUACAUUGCUAGAACAUACAAACCCAAUUACAAAAUAUGGCUUAAUAUAUAAACUUGAUUUGACUCUCCUUCUAUUUUAUACCCUCUUGAAUGUUUAAAUUUUCACUUAUACACGCACAUACAAAACUUCAUUACCAUGAUUCUGUUACCUUCCCUUGAAGAGUAGCCAUCAUAAUUAUGUCAUAUUCUCUAUAUAUGACAUCUAGUUUGCACCAGAUGAAAUAACAGAAUAUUGAAAGGCCUCUUCUGAAAUCUCAGGAAAAGAGAAAAAUGUAGGAAGAGGAAGAAAGAGAAUAGGAUGAUAGAAAGAGGUGGGGGGAUAGGAUUCUCUUUCUGAAGAUUUAUUAGCAUAACUUGACAUGUAGUUGAGAAACAUGUGGAUCAAUACAACUCCAGUUCUCCUGCUAGGCCUCUGUGUCCACCAUGUCUCUAUUUGCAUAUUGCUUUUUCCUUAACUGACACUGUCAGGAAGCAACCUUGGCGUUUGCCCAAGCUCUCCAAAGCCCACUCACUCACACUCACUCACACACACACAUCAUCGCCUCUCCCCUUGCCAGAUAUAAAGUCUCUUUACGGUACAUAUAUCUUUAUUCUCUCCUCCCCCCCACCCAUUCUCCCCUUAAAUGGCAAGCAGGUUAUUAGUAUUAGAAUUGGCACUAAUAUUAGUAUUAUGUUUAAACCUCUAUCUAAGCAUUGCCCUAUUGAGGGUUUGAUGUAAGCGGUUCUUUCUGUUUUCCCCUCCUUGGUACCCUGUCUGUCGGUUGGUCUGUCUAUCCUUCUCUCGAGCUCUCUCUCCUCUCUUGCCUUCUGCUGUAAAGCCAGAGGCCAUUGUUAACCGUGAACAGGGCGUAAGGAGAGUAUAGGGCAGUCAGAAUCCUCAACAUCUUUGGAAGGCUGUCGAGAAUCUUGUGAUUUCUCCCUCUUCUCACCUUCCCCCUCCUCCCCAAACGGACAGAGAGAGGGGGAGAGGAGAGAGAGGGAGAGAGAGAGAGAGAGAGAGAGAGAGAGAGAGAGAACCGGAGCAUCCCUCACCAGAGCUUCUAUAGAGAGAUUCCCCCCUCCCUUUGGCGUUAUGACCGGAUUUCUCUCUCUAGAUAUUCCUUGAACAUUUUUUUUAACCAAGAGGAAUGGGGGGAGCUCUCCUCGCUUAUUGAUUGCGUUGCUUGCUGGCUGCGAAAAUAUAUUAUGUCUGCUCGCCGCGCUGCUCUCGUCAGAGGCUAAGGUCAUCUUCCAAAAGACACCGGGGGAAGGGAAGGCCCCCUGUCACGUGACCUGGGGGGUGCCAAUGUCCUUCCAUGAGAGGGCCAACCGGAGCCUGGUAACAGCGAGCGAGCGCCUCGGGGAACCCCAGCCAUGCAGAAGACCAGCUACUACGACACCUCCCCGCUCUUUGGGGCUUAUUCCUAUCCGGGGGCCAACGGCUUUGGUUACGAGGGCCCUUCUCCGCAGCCUUUCCAGCCCGCGGCUCAUGUGGAGAGCGAUUACCAGCGGCCCGCCUGCACCCUCCAGUCUCUGGGCAACGCGGCCCCACUGGCCAAGGCGAAGGACCUGAACGGGAGCUGCCUGCGCCCCAGCUUGCCUCAGGAGCACCACCCGCCCCCGCCCGUCUCACCACCCACCAACCCCAUCACCGCCACCAGCGGGAGCGGCAGCACCACAUCCAACAGCACCGGCGGCAGCAAUAACCAUAGCCAAUCGGGGGCGGUCAAAAGUGUCCCAAGCAAAUCCAGCCUGGCCUCUAGUAACGCGGCCCUCACCAAGCAGAUUUUCCCCUGGAUGAAAGAGUCGAGGCAAAACGCCAAGCAGAAAAACAGCUCCCCCUGUGCAGAAAGCUGCAGCGGCGAGAAAAGCCCUCCAGGCUCCUCAGCUUCCAAGAGGGCCCGCACAGCUUACACCAGUGCCCAGCUGGUUGAGCUGGAGAAGGAAUUCCAUUUCAACCGCUAUCUUUGCAGACCACGCCGAGUGGAGAUGGCUAACCUGUUAAACCUCAGUGAGCGGCAGAUCAAGAUCUGGUUCCAGAAUCGGAGGAUGAAAUACAAAAAGGAUCAAAAGUCAAAAGGCCUUGGGUCAUCCUCUGGGGGACCUUCCCCCACAGGGAGCCCACCCCAAGCUCUACAGUCCUCUGCAGGCUUCCUGAAUGCCCUACACCCCAUGACUUCAAACUACGAAGCUCCAUCUCCACCCUCUUUCAACAAACCACACCAGAAUGCCUAUGCCAUGCCCACUGCCUACCAAAACCCCAUCAAAGGAUGCCCCAGCCAACAGAAGUAUGCCAACACAGCACCCGAGUACGAUCCUCAUGUCUUACAGGGUAAUGGGAGUGGUAGCUACGGCCCCCCCAAUAUGCAAGGCAGCCCAGUCUAUGUGGGUGGCAAUUAUGUGGAUUCUAUGCCCAACUCUGCUUCAUCGCUUUAUGGGCUGAACCCCCUUCAACAUCACCAGCCCCCCAGCAUGGAAUACAAUGGAGGCCCUCAGAUGGCCUCCAACCAGCACCAUGGGCCUUGUGAGGCUCACCCAACCUAUACGGACCUUUCUUCUCACCAUGCUUCUACUCAGGGUAGAAUCCAAGAGGCACCCAAGCUGACCCAUCUGUGAUGAAAAGUAGGGCAUACUCGGUGGGGAGUUAAUAGAGAAGGGAGGUGGAUGUGGGAUUGGUGAGUCAGGGGACAGACUGGUUAUGCAAAAAGAAAUGGACAAACAAACAUUUGUGUUGAAACCUUUUAUGAAAGUCAAACCUAUUGUUUCAGGGGCACAGUUUAUGCAUGCUGUGUCUUGCCAUUCCUGCCAGAUUUGACCCUAGGGUGAUAAAGAGUUUAGGAGGCUUAUGGCUAAGCCAUACUCUCUGGAGUGGAAGUGUUCCUGUAUAUUCCCCUCUCAAAGAAAGGUGAAUGCACCAGACAGCCUAGUGCCCUUCAUAUGAUUGAGAUAACAGUCUUUAGAUUAAAAUGAACAAAUCCUAAGGAUCAGCCCUGGUUGAGCUCUAAAAGGCCUGUUGUAAAUCCAGGUUAGGAAUGGCCAGACUAAUGCAAUCCCAAAGUGCAAAAAAGUCUAUAAGGCUGUGGGAAUCUAUUCCUUUUUCUUCAGUGUGAGAAGUUACUUUAAGAAAUGCAUCUUAAACACACACUAUCUUUUGUGUUCUUUAGGCAGAGGGAGCAGAGGGGGAGGGGUCAGAGUAAACUUGCGCUUUCUAGGACCCACAACUCUUGUUGGUUUUGUGAAUACACAUGUGGGAACCAUGUUUUUAACUAGUCAUGAUAACAUCUUGAAUGGAGCAGCACAUUUUCAUGAGAUACAGACUUUCCACAGGCAGAAUAGAGCAUUUCUUCAAUCUAAAGAAAAGCUGAAGAACUGCCUCAACUCACUAUAUAUACCAUAGGAAAUUAACUUAAGUCCUUUUACAUUUUUGGACUUAAACUCCCAUCAGCCCCCAUAAGCUAAUACAUAGAAAAGGGUUGUGGGAAAUGCAGUCUGGAUCAUCUACACACUAACAGAUGCAUACCAUUCUUCUAUCACUCUCUUUUCAUUACUGCUAAAAUCUUAAUUACUUCUAAGUAAAUCUCUAUCACAUUGGAAUUGAAAUAAUUUCAAUGGGAAAAGAAGUCACCAUUCUAUUUGUUCACAAGUUGCAUUCCCAGUUAGGAAGGUAAUAAGGAUUCUUAAUGAGAUUAGGAGCAAACUUCCCAGUCAUGUGUAUAUGUCCUAUACAGAUCACAAAAUAGCAGCCUAUUUAUACAUAAUAGAUAGGUUCCUUAAAUAUAGAUUGAUUAUUGAUAGAUUCAUUAAGACUCCAAUUUGAUAGAAAGGGUUUGGACGUGUAUAAGACUGCCCCAUGAAAAAGACUUGCUGAAAUCAUUGAUAAGAUCCUUCCCCCACCCCCCCAAAAAACUUUACAAACCAUUUAUUUCAAUGCAGUUUGUGCAAGAUAAUUUUCUGCUGAAAGUUGUCUUGCUGUAGGAUUUACUUCUAUUCAUUUCAAGUAUUUUCUUUUCUUAAAAGUAUGCAAAUAUUUUGUUUACAAUUAUAGAAGGGUAUAUAGGUGUUUGGAGACAAUCAACCAUGCAGGAACAUAUAUUUACACAUACACAACAGAGGGAUUUAGUCAAACUCAUUUUGAUAAGGGGGAAAGGAAGAUGUUACUAGUGAAUUUCAUCCCUUUUUAAAAAAAAAUUUCAAGAAUCUGUUUCAGAUUUGUAUUUCACAUAUGUAUUUGGCCUGAGGUUUCGACACAAAUGUUUUGAAUGUAUAAAAAUGUUCUGAUUCUUCUGAAAUCAAUUGAAAUAGAUAAUUUCUGUGACAUUUUUUUUUUAAAGUUCAUACAACAUGCACAAAAAGAUCUGGGUGUAGAUCUUAAAUGCACCUCAAUAUUUCUUAUAUCUAUGCUCUUCUCUCUUAGCUAAAUACUAAUCUAUCACAAUUCUUAAAAGGUUUAUUUUACAAAGAAGAAAGAGAAUUCUAAGGUAUUGAAUGGAAAACUGUCUUUUUCCAUUCUCAGUGUAUCUCCAUCCAUGUAAGGGUGUUUUGUCCAGUUUACCAACCCAAUCCUUACAAAUUAUUAUUCACUGAUAUAUUCCCCUCCUUCUUCUUUAAUUCUAUCAGAGGCUUUGUUUUUCAGAAUUGGGCAGUGGAGUGGUUUCUUUACCAAGUAAAUUUAACAGCAAAAUUGAGAUUGCUUAUGCAAAUAAAAGUCUAACAUCUGGAAGGAGAAAAAUAGAGACCUCCCCUUUGUUCUUCCCAUGAUUAUCUACCCUUCUUUAUGAUUUUGGUUUUAAGGUUGGUUAAGGACUGGGGGACUCUCUCACAUAUAUAAUAUGUCUUUGCAUUUGUCUGCAUAACUUCUGUUGAACGUGAAAACAGGGUAUAUUUGAUCAGAAACUGUUAUGUCCUCCAAAUGGAAGCAAAGUAAAAGAUCCUUUGGGGAGAGGAUUCCUUUACUGGUGCCUCUUCUUUGGCCUGACAUUCUUGCACUUAGAGUUUACAUUUUAAUGGCUAUAUAUACCAACAUUUGAAGGACACACAUUGGAAUACUAUUUUCAAUGGAGGUGUGCCAUGUUCCAGUAAACAUUCAUAUAUAUAAAUAUAUAAAUAUAUAUUAUAUUAUAUUAUAUUUAUUGGUUAUAGCCAGUUUUAAACUAUUUUUUCUUUUGUUGCAUUAUUUAUCCCCAACAUUUAUGUAUUUAUAAGGAAAAUGUACUUUUUUUUAUUUUAGUAUUGACUUGUUAUAAAGGACAUUGGUCUUUGUCAUUGUACAACCAAAUUUUAUUUUCCAUUCUUCCUGCUCUCUCUGUUCUUUUUUAGUUAUUGUAAUUUAGGAAAAAGGCCAGUAGUUACCUUCGUACUUAAAAUAAUGUGUUUAGUUCUACUGGAGGCAUGAAAUCAGGCUGUAAUUGUAUAGUCCUCAGUUAGAAGAACUAGCUAAUCCCCACCCCACCUAAUUCUCCUCUUCCUUCACUACCACUUCCUUCUCUUUUUUGAAGCAUCUUCCUUUGUUCUUUACAGUAGAUAAGUUUAUUUCUUUGCUGAAAGGGUUGUCUGUUGAACAAUUCUUGAAUAAACUUUCUGUUCUUAAUUUA
Molecule: messenger RNA, 7509 nt
Organism: Pantherophis guttatus
Lineage: Eukaryota; Metazoa; Chordata; Lepidosauria; Squamata; Colubridae
Source: RefSeq, a predicted model, not a curated record